Messenger RNA from Cyanistes caeruleus (blue tit), 2366 nucleotides. It is a transcript of the gene LSMEM1, whose product is annotated as leucine rich single-pass membrane protein 1. Lineage: Eukaryota; Metazoa; Chordata; Aves; Passeriformes; Paridae. The record is from RefSeq and is a predicted model, not a curated record.
CUGUGUGCCUGUACUUGCCCAGCCCAAGACCAUUCCCUUUAAGCUACACUGUUCCCUGGAGCCAGCUGUUGUUUCCUGUGGCUUCUGCAUAGUCACCUUUGGUGUCCUUUGCCAGGCACUUCUGAUAGCUUCCUGCCCCGAGUUUCUGCAGCACCUCCUGCCAGGGGGCCAAGCAGGUGCUUGCUCUUUUCCCACUUCCAGUGUAGCUGCCACACACGGUGACCCACGUGCCUUCCAGGGCUGUUGCAGAGGUGGCUCUUCCGCAGCCCUGCAGCCAUCCUUUGGGUUUGUGCAGAUCUUUUGAAGCUUAGAACUGGAGAGGCCUGGGUCCUUCUCUUACAUUUAUGUUGGUGUCAGGAGUUUUUGGGGUAUGGAAAUCACACUUGGUUUUUUUUUUUAAUUCUGGCUUACACAUCCUUAUUUGGAGGGAGGACUUCCAGGAGCCUUCUACAGAAAGGGAGCAAUUCUGAGCAGCAGAACAUGGCAGCUUAGGGUUGGAAAUAUGAGUCAGACUCAUUAUUCUGUUGUUUCCUGAGAGAUAAAUGUGUUUAUGGGCAGUUUAAAGGGAUUCAGAAUUUUAGAUAUGGGAGGGCUUCAGAAAGGAUUUGUUGUUUUGAGCUGCAGUCCUGUCUGUCAGCUGCCUGUCGAUACAGUGUGCUGUAACACUGCCUUCUGCAGUGUCAGCAAGGGAAAAGGUGAUCAAAAGAACUGUCAGAAAAGGAUCAAUUGCACUACUCACCACCAGUUCAUCAGAAUUUAAUCUUUGAACAACUAAGUAUGUCAGACAAAUUCGUCCACCAUAUAAUACUGUUCCAUUUGAAUUCAUAAAGGAUAUGGGAGAAGGGGGGAAAAGACCCUGGUUUUUCUAGUCUGUGACUUUAAAAUACUUAUGACUGCAAUACUGUAGAUAUGACUCUGCUGCAUAGCAAACUGGUUACGCAUAGCUACAGUGUUGCAGAUAUGACUCUUCAGCAUGGCAAAUGCAUUUUAGACAAGCACUAAACCUGAGAGGGUUAGCACUAACCAAGAGGUUAGCGAAAUACUGAUCAUCAGUAACAACCCUCAUUCUCCAUGAUGGGAUAUUAUCAUGACUCCAAUAUAAUAAAAAAGAGCUGUGUAUGUGCUGAUUUCAGUUUCAGCAGAUCAGUUUUGUGAAGUGAGUAUACUUAGCCACGUUGAACUCUAAAUAUAGACUGAAAGGGGCAGUCUGUUUCAUAGCUAUCUUUAUGGGUACUGCAGCACUCCACAGCUUCCUAUGGGACUAAAAGUAGAGAAAGGAACUUCAGAACAAGUUUUCUUCACAUGAUUUUCACUGGCUGAUUUCUUCCAUACUGGCACAUUACCUGAAUGUUAAGAGGACCUGAAUGACAUCCUUUCUGGAAGUGUUAGUGAAGGUCUGGCUUUCACUGUGGUCGGGAUCUCACACCAAAUCUUACCAAGUACUCACCGUAUCAAAGGAUAAUAUACUAAGACAAUGGAGAAGCCUCCCUUGGAAUUUAACCUGCCUGAUACUCACGAAGAAGGAAAGCUUUAUGUAGUUGAUUCCCUAAACAACCUAAACAAGCUAAAUGUUUGCCCAGCUGAAUCCCAGCGUUCACUAGAUCAGGAAGAGAACACUGGUGGUACUGGAGAAAGCACUGGAGGGAGCAACACAAGAAACCAGCAUUUGUUCUUCGGCAUCUUCAUUCUUACUUUGGUCGUCAGUUUGGCGCUUGUUUCAUUUGUAAUAUUUUUAAUAUUUCAAACUAGAAAUGAGGUGGACCAAAUAUCAAGCAGACUACUAUUUGAAAAGAAGAACAUAGAAGAGCUGAAGAAACUUAACAAUAUUAUAUUAAAGCAUCUGAAUCAAUCCAGAAUUAAGGAAAAGCCUUCUGAUCUUCGUGCUUACCACUUUACCCAUGCUGAGCUCAAAGUCCCUGGAGAAUAAAUCUUCUUUGGAAAGGAAUUCAGCAAAUUCAUAACUCAGAUAUUUUCACAUAUGGCACACAGGUUGCUGAAACAUUUCUGGAAAAGAUAGCUGAAUGAAAAAUAAUAGAAAAUAGUACUUUAUCCUGUUUUACGUGGACAUAGAUUUGUAAUACUAAGCCCAUAUGAUUCUCAAUAAACAAUGGAUUGUCAGUUUGGGGCAAGAUUUCCAGAUUCCCCCUGCAUUGUAAACCACAGAGGUCAGGACCUAGUUUUAUUUUAAAUGUAAGUGAAUGACCACAGAAAAUCACGAGUUCUGUUCACAUGAUUCCAGCAUGACCUUGUUCACUUAAGCAUUCUUCUGUUACCUUUGUACAAGCUUUCUGUUUGUUUCUAUUACUAUUUGUAUUUAAGGAUAACUUCAUAUUUCAUAACUUAUAAAUAAAUCUAUAUCUGGUCUA